UAAUUAAUUAACUUCGAGAAAAAUGAGAAUCCAAAUUCUUCUUCAAGUCAUCAUGAUGUUAUUCUUCCAUUCAUCAUCUGGAACGAAGAUUAGUUACAACGUGCAGAGUUAUGGAGCCAAACCUGAUGAGAAGACCGAUUCAACAAAAGCAUUUAUGAAUGCAUGGGCUGCAGCUUGUGCUUCCACAAAGCCUGUCAUGAUAUAUGUGCCACAAGGAAGGUAUUUAAUAGGAAGUGUGGCAUUUUGGGGACAAUAUUGCAAGAAUAAAGCUACUACAAUAAAGAUUGAUGGUACCUUAGUGGCUCCCUCUGAUUAUAGAGUUAUAGGUAAUACUGGAAAUUGGAUAAAGUUUGAGAGAGUCAACGGACUCAAAAUUUCUGGUGGAACUUUUGAUGGUCAAGGUGCUGGUCUUUGGGCUUGUAAAACCUCAGACAAAAGUUGUCCUCCUGGUGCAACGACACUUGCCUUUUACAAUUCAAACAACAUAGUGAUAAGUGGAUUGACUUCAUUAAAUAGCCAGAUGUUCCAUGUGGUUAUAGAUGGGUGCCAAAAUACUAAGCUACAGGAAAUGAAAAUUUCAGCCUCAGCUAGUAGCCCAAACACUGAUGGGAUUCACAUAGAAGGUUCUUCUGGUGUCACCAUUUUGAAAACUGUAAUUGGUACUGGCGAUGACUGUGUAUCAAUAGGCCCUGGCACCUCCAACAUAUGGAUUGAAAAUGUCUCCUGCGGCCCUGGUCACGGCAUAAGCAUUGGAAGUUUAGGCUGGAGUAUGCAAGAACCUGGAGUUCAAAAUGUCACAGUAAAGACCACUACAUUUAGAGGUACUCAAAAUGGUCUGAGAAUAAAGACAUGGGCAAGGCCUAGCAAUGGAUUUGUGAAGGAUGUUGUCUUUCAACAUUCUGUGAUGGUUAACGCCAGAUACCCCAUCUUAAUUGACCAAGAAUAUUGCCCUGAUCAAAAGAAUUGUCCUGGCCAGGUAUCAGGAGUUAAGAUACGCGAUGUAACAUAUCAAGACAUUCAUGGAACAUCAGCAUCCCAAGUUGCUUUGAAACUUGCUUGUAGUAAGGCUUAUCCGUGCCAAGGGAUUAGACUGGAAGAUGUAAAUCUAACCUUUAAAAAUCAACAAGCACAAGCAUUAUGCUCCAAUGCUGUUGGAACUUCCUAUGGUGUAAAUAAACCAGAAAGUUGUUUGUAG
Molecule: messenger RNA, 1195 nt
Organism: Capsicum annuum
Lineage: Eukaryota; Viridiplantae; Streptophyta; Magnoliopsida; Solanales; Solanaceae
Product: polygalacturonase-like
Exons: 4
Coding region: 23-1195 (390 amino acids)
Biological process (GO): carbohydrate metabolic process
Molecular function (GO): polygalacturonase activity
Source: RefSeq, a predicted model, not a curated record